UAUUGGGCAUCGACUCUUGAUUGUUUGAAACGUUUCCUAUGAAAAACAACUCUACCUGAUCAGUAGUUCUCUUUUUUUUAACUUAAAAAAACUUUUCAAACAACAACAACAACAACCCAACAAUAACCCCCCCAAAACCAUGCAUUACUGUGUGCUGAGCGCUUUUCUGCUGCUGCAUCUGGUCACGGUGGCGCUCAGCCUGUCUACCUGCAGCACACUCGAUAUGGACCAAUUCAUGCGUAAGAGGAUCGAGGCGAUCCGCGGGCAGAUCCUGAGCAAGCUGAAGCUCACCAGCCCUCCGGAAGACUAUCCCGAGCCCGAGGAGGUUCCCCCGGAGGUGAUUUCCAUCUACAACAGUACCAGGGACUUGCUCCAGGAGAAGGCCAGCCGGAGGGCAGCCGCCUGCGAGCGCGAGAGGAGCGAGGAGGAGUACUACGCCAAGGAGGUGUACAAAAUAGACAUGCCGCCCUCCUACUUUCCCUCGGAAACUGUCUGCCCAGUUGUUACAACACCUUCUGGCUCUGUGGGCAGCUUGUGCACCAGACAGUCCCAGGUGCUCUGUGGGUACCUUGAUGCCAUCCCGCCCACUUUCUACAGACCCUACUUCAGAAUUGUCCGUUUUGACGUCUCAACGAUGGAGAAAAAUGCUUCCAAUUUGGUGAAAGCAGAGUUCAGAGUCUUUCGUUUGCAGAAUCCCAAAGCCAGAGUGCCUGAACAACGGAUUGAACUGUAUCAGAUUCUCAAAUCCAAGGACUUAACAUCACCAACCCAGCGCUACAUUGACAGCAAAGUGGUAAAGACGAGAGGAGAGGGAGAAUGGCUCUCCUUCGACGUAACGGAUGCUGUCCAUGAAUGGCUUCACCAUAAAGACAGGAACCUGGGAUUUAAAAUAAGUUUACACUGUCCAUGCUGUACGUUUGUACCUUCUAAUAAUUACAUCAUCCCAAAUAAAAGUGAAGAGCUAGAAGCAAGAUUCGCAGGUAUUGAUGGUGCCUCCACAUAUACCAGUGGUGAUCAGAAAACUAUAAAGUCCACUAGGAAAAAAAACAGUGGGAAGACCCCACAUCUUCUGCUAAUGUUGUUACCCUCCUACAGACUGGAGUCACAACAAUCCAGCCGGCGGAAGAAGCGUGCUUUGGAUGCGGCCUAUUGCUUUAGAAAUGUGCAGGAUAAUUGUUGCCUGCGUCCACUUUAUAUUGAUUUCAAGAGGGAUCUUGGGUGGAAAUGGAUACACGAACCCAAAGGGUACAAUGCCAACUUCUGUGCUGGUGCAUGCCCAUACUUAUGGAGCUCAGACACUCAGCACAGCAGGGUCCUCAGCCUGUAUAACACCAUCAAUCCAGAAGCUUCUGCUUCUCCCUGCUGUGUAUCCCAAGAUUUGGAGCCACUAACAAUCCUCUACUACAUCGGCAAAACCCCCAAGAUCGAACAGCUUUCUAACAUGAUUGUCAAGUCUUGCAAAUGUAGCUAAGGUUCCCGCCAAGUGACCAGACAAAAAUCACAGUGACAACGACGACGACAACGAUGAUGAUGAUGAUGAUAAAUGAUGAUAAUGAUGAUGUCAAUGAUGUUCACCACAAGAAAACACGAGAAAGCCUUGGUUUAUCAGUGUUAAAAAUGUUUAGAAAAAACGGUACCAGUUUGUGUUCUGUUUGUUAAAACUGGCAUUGAAAAAAAACAAAAACAAAA
Dipodomys spectabilis (banner-tailed kangaroo rat) is the source of this 1689-nucleotide messenger RNA. It is a transcript of the gene Tgfb2, whose product is annotated as transforming growth factor beta 2. Gene Ontology annotation, molecular function: growth factor activity; type III transforming growth factor beta receptor binding; type II transforming growth factor beta receptor binding. The record is from RefSeq and is a predicted model, not a curated record. Gene Ontology annotation, cellular component: extracellular region. NCBI's taxonomy places the organism in Eukaryota, Metazoa, Chordata, Mammalia, Rodentia, Heteromyidae. The coding region runs from base 140 to 1471 and encodes 443 amino acids. Gene Ontology annotation, biological process: SMAD protein signal transduction; BMP signaling pathway; transforming growth factor beta receptor signaling pathway. The transcript is spliced from 8 exons.